AUGCUAUUUGAUAGAUUAUUGGGGUUGUUUAAAUCAGAUAACCAGUAUUCUCAACUUCUUAACAUUAAUGAUGACCAAUUUAGUGGUAUGUCAUGUGAAUUAGUCAGGUCCAAUGAGUUCAUACAGUGCAUGAACAUAGUUAUCAACAAUUUCAGGCAUAAAUAUGAAAAAAUCAAUAAAAAAUUCAUCAAAUACCGGAAAUUGGAUCCAGAACCAAUCAAAUUGAAGAAUGAGAUCAGAAUACAACUCUACCACAUGAGAAAGGUCAGAGAAUUGUUCACUAGAGCACUGAAUGUGGUGACCAACUGCAUAUUGGUGCAUCAGAAUGAUAACAGGAUUGUUCAAAUUAUGAAGAUUUCCACCGAAAUGGCCAGAUUGGAGAGUAUCAUCAGUAACUUGACUAUCCUAUCAAACAGUCUCGAUUUGUUACUAAGAACGUGA
This is a messenger RNA of Enterospora canceri, 441 nucleotides long. The record is from the annotation of a GenBank genome assembly. Lineage: Eukaryota; Fungi; Microsporidia; Enterocytozoonidae.